GUCUAUGGUGUGACUCAGAGUUCAGACAAACUAAUCUACUAGUUAAUCUAUGGUCUGAUAAUUCAAAAAAUGUAUUGACACUAAUUAAUUUGUAUUAUUGUUGUUUUAUCUAAAUUAUUGUGAUUUACUGGAAUGUUAGAGUAGAAAUAUUUAUCACGAAAUAUUUUAAUUUACUUUGAAAAAAGGACAGGAAUAAUAUUGAAAUUACAAAUCAAUAGAUGAAUCACAAGGUUAGGGCUUGAUAAUCGUUAGAAGAUUAUAUAUAUAUAUAUAUAUAUAUCCUGAAAUUAUUUCAAUUUGAUCAAUCAUUGAAGAAUUGAUUGAAACGAAAUUUCAAUUCACUUUUGAAAAUGAUGGAAGGAGACAAUGAUUUUAAUUCCAAUGAGGUGGUUGUUGUGGGAUCUUGUAUGAUAGAUUUUGUCGGAUAUGCUCCAAGACUUCCGGACCCUGGGGAAACUAUUCAUGGCACAGAAUUUGUCACGAAUUUUGGUGGAAAAGGUGCAAACCAAUGUGUUGCUGCUGCAAAGUUAGGUGUUUCUACAACACUAAUUGCAAGAGUUGGAAAUGACUCAUGGGGAGACAAAUACAUAUCUAAUCUAAUGAAAAAUGAGGUGGAUACAAGUUAUGUCUUUAAAACAGAAGGUGAAUCAACAGGUAUCGCACAAAUUUGUGUUGCUGAGAGUGGGGAAAAUCAAAUCGUUAUAAUUGCUGGUGCAAAUAAAAGACUGAGUGUUGAAGAUGUUGAAGAGGCUUCUGAAACAAUUAAAUCUUCUAAGUUGUUAAUUUUACAACUAGAAACUUCAGUAGAUGUUGCUGUAAAAGCUAUGAGGUUGUGCAAAGGUGUUUCUAUUUUGAAUGGGGCACCUUAUACUGCAAAUUAUGACCCUUCCCUUUUUGAACUACCUACAAUUUUUUGUGUAAAUGAACAUGAAGCUUCCCAGUUCACAAAGUUACCUGUAACAAACAAAAUGGAAGCAGAAAUAGCCGCUUCUAGAUUGAUUUCUCUUGGUUGUAAAGGAGUUUUAAUAACUUUAGGAGCCGAAGGUGCCGUAUUUGCAGAAAAACAAACUGGAAAUGUUUUUUACGUUGAAUCACCAGCAGUAGAGUGUGUCGAUUCAACAGGUGCAGGGGAUGCAUUCAUUGGAGCCUUAGCCUAUCUUCUUGUGAGAAGGAAUGAACUACCCAUGGAAGAGAUGGUGGAAAAAGCAUGCAUGGUGGCAGCAGAUUCAGUAACAAGAAAGGGUACUCAACCAAGCUUCCCAGAUGAACAAAUAUUGGAAAAAUUAGUUACCAUACACUCCUAAAGAAUAUGCUAUUUUGUGGAAAAACAUCAGAAUGUUUUGUUUCAAGAUAAAUGUCCAAGUAGCAACAAGCAAGUGUUAUUUGGGCAGCCAAUAUCCACUCAGCUGCUGAAUAAGUUACUGACC
This is a messenger RNA of Harmonia axyridis, 1427 nucleotides long. Its product is annotated as ribokinase-like. Lineage: Eukaryota; Metazoa; Arthropoda; Insecta; Coleoptera; Coccinellidae. The coding region runs from base 351 to 1304 and encodes 317 amino acids. The transcript is spliced from 7 exons. Gene Ontology annotation, biological process: D-ribose metabolic process. The record is from RefSeq and is a predicted model, not a curated record. Gene Ontology annotation, molecular function: ribokinase activity.